Molecule: messenger RNA, 1535 nt
Organism: Armigeres subalbatus
Lineage: Eukaryota; Metazoa; Arthropoda; Insecta; Diptera; Culicidae
Product: senecionine N-oxygenase-like
Exons: 2
Coding region: 132-1436 (434 amino acids)
Molecular function (GO): N,N-dimethylaniline monooxygenase activity; flavin adenine dinucleotide binding; NADP binding
Source: RefSeq, a predicted model, not a curated record
AGUUAGUGUGAUUUCGGACACUGUGAGAGAUGGUACACAAGCACUCAUACGUAGCGUGCAGAGAAGCAGAGCAAUAAUAAACGAUUAGAACCACUUAUCAUAGUUCAAUAAGAGCUGGCAGUAUAGAAGAGAUGGAAAAGACACAGAAACGGUACUGUGUCAUUGGUGCCGGUGCUGCCGGAAUUUGCGCAGCCAAGUAUGCCCUUGAAGCCGGCGGAGAGGUGGUAAUUUUCGAGCAGACCGAUCAAAUUGGUGGAACCUGGUCGUACACCGAUGACGUGGGGAAGGACCACCAUGGGCUGGACAUUCACAGUAGCAUGUACGAUAGCUUAUGGACCAAUCUACCCAAGGAAAUAAUGGGCUAUGCGGACUACGAUAUGCCGGAACAGCGGAGGUCCUACAUUCACUGGAGUGAAGUAUUGGCGUUUUUGAAAGAUUACGCCUCGCAUUUCCAAGUGGAUAAGCACACGAAAUUUCAUCACUUGGUUGAAGAGGUUCGGCCUUACGGGGAUGCACAGUGGCAAGUACGAGUCAAAGAUCUGAACCAAAAUGCAAGCGACACAAUGAUCUUUGAUUAUGUUAUAGUGUGUAAUGGUCACUACUUUGAUCCAGUAGUUCCCGACUACGAAGGAAAGGAUCGAUUUGAAGGAAUUCAGUUGCAUAGUCAUCAAUAUAGGAAACCUCAUGUACUGCAGGACAAAAAUGUUCUAAUAAUUGGGGCCGGUCCAAGUGGGAGGGAUUUAGUUUUCGCUGCAGCGAACUGCGCAAAGAAAGUUUAUUUCAGUCAUCAUGUUCCGCACAAAUUGAAAGAUGCAACAUUUCCUGAGAAUGUGGUUCAGGUUCCGGAUGUGGCUCGUUUACUUGAAACUGAGGCAGAAUUCGUCGAUGGUUCAAAACAAUCCGUAGAUUUAAUUUUAUACUGCACGGGCUACCAUUUCAACUUUCCAUUUUUGCAUGAAGACUGUGGAAUCGAUUUGGACGAUGACUGGGUCAAACCAUUGUACAAGCAUAUUUUGAAUAUCAACUACCCGACGAUGGCCUUCAUAGGACUACCAUUCUUGGUGUGCACUACACUGAUGUUCGAUUUGCAAUCUCGAUUCGCCAUAAAAUACUAUUCCGGAGAAAAGCCUCUUCCUCCGAGGGAGAAAAUGAUGGACGAUUACGAAACCGAAAUGAACGGCCGCUGGGAGCGGGGUUUGAAGAAACGACAAGCGCACAUGAUGGGUGGAGAAGUUCAACGGGCCUACUACAACGAUGUGGCCCAAACGGCUGACAUCGAGCCCAUUCCACCGGUGAUGAUAGACAUGCAUAUAGCGAGCCAUCGAAGGAAGAACGAAGACCUGAGUGGUUACCGGAAUGAUGUGUUCCGGGUACUUGAUGGGAAAAACUUCGAAAUAGAAUAUGUGGCGGAGUUGGCGAAUCGUGAAAUAAAGUGAUAUUUGUAUUGCUCAACGAAGUGCACGCGGUGCUAUCUACAUUCUAAUCUACAUGUAUACACAUUUUUAAAUAAACAGAUAUCUUUGGAAUACGAAAUU